This is a messenger RNA of Pteronotus mesoamericanus, 3735 nucleotides long. RefSeq names its product ecto-NOX disulfide-thiol exchanger 1 (gene ENOX1). Gene Ontology annotation, biological process: ultradian rhythm. The record is from RefSeq and is a predicted model, not a curated record. Lineage: Eukaryota; Metazoa; Chordata; Mammalia; Chiroptera; Mormoopidae. The transcript is spliced from 18 exons. Gene Ontology annotation, molecular function: NADH dehydrogenase activity; RNA binding; protein disulfide isomerase activity. Gene Ontology annotation, cellular component: external side of plasma membrane; plasma membrane. Bases 642 to 2735 code for a protein of 697 amino acids.
UUCCACUUGCAAGCGCGCGUGCGCACGCCCGCGCGCUCAGAGCCGGGGAGUCUCCAGCGCCCCUCAGCAGAUCCUACUCUCUCGGGCGCCGCUACUCACACAGGCUUCCAGCCGCCACGGGGCGUCCUCUGUCUGCGGCGGAGGAGGCGGAGAGAACCGCAGCUGCAGCCUGGCCCCGUCUCGCAGCUCAGUGCUCGGGACGGAGUCCGGGCGAAGCGGAGAAGGAGGACGCCGAGACAAGGAAGAGCCGCGCCCGGCGCCCAGCUCCUCGCGGCGGGCUGCCUCAGCCCCGUUAUUGCGGCCCCAGGGUUCAGGGCAUACUGUGUGUGGUGACAACCCGUCUUGCUGGCAGCCUGUCCCACCUGUGAUCUCUUCUGGGAAAUAUCAUCAGGAGCUGACUGCGGCCAGCGGCCAGCGUUUCUCAGUUCUCAGCCAAGAAGCACCGGGCAUGUCAAAGCCACACUGUCUUCCACGGGGCUUCCUUUGUGAACAGCUUCCAUUUAAAAGAGUUUUGUGAAUACACAGUGUCACUCAAGUCCCCAAAGAUCAUUAUUUUUCUUCUGAUCUGCUGGAGGUCUUAAGGAAGCUUCUAGAGAAUGUGCUCUACAAAAAUGAGGCUGUAAACCAAGAAAGAGGAAACCAUGGGAUCCAGGAAACGGGGGACACAACACAGGCGAGAGGCACAGGGAUUUCGCAAGAUGGUGUUAAAAAGAAGCCCCAGGACAACAGAAUCUGAUGAUCUCCGCGGGGACCCUGAACUCAGCCUUCAAAGUACUUCUGCCCCCCAGGAUGCUCGUAAUUCAGUGGUAGAUGUUGGUGGCCUUGAAAGCAUCACCCAGUGUCCCCAGCAGCUUCCCCAGAUGAUGGCUGCAGCUGCUGAUGGUUUGGGAAGUAUAGCAAUAGACACAACCCAGCUCAGCAUGUCUGUGACAGAUCCUACAGCCUGGGCCACCGCCAUGAACAAUUUGGGCAUGGUUCCCGUGGGGUUGCCUGGACAGCAGCUUGUGUCUGACUCAAUCUGCGUACCAGGCUUUGAUCCAGGCCUCAACAUGAUGACUGGGAUCACCCCCAUUAACCCAAUGAUCCCAGGCCUGGGGCUGGUACCACCCCCACCACCAACAGAAGUGGCUGUCAUCAAAGAAAUAAUCCACUGCAAAAGUUGUACUCUUUUCCCUCAAAAUCCAAAUCUUCCACCUCCUUCCACAAGAGAACGACCUCCAGGGUGUAAGACUGUGUUUGUUGGAGGAUUACCAGAAAAUGCUACUGAGGAAAUUAUUCAAGAAGUCUUUGAGCAGUGUGGUGAUAUCACAGCAAUUCGGAAAAGCAAGAAGAAUUUUUGUCACAUUCGCUUUGCAGAGGAAUUCAUGGUUGAUAAAGCCAUUUACCUUUCUGGUUACCGGAUGCGAUUAGGGUCUAGCACAGACAAAAAAGAUUCCGGGCGCCUUCACGUGGACUUUGCCCAGGCCAGGGAUGACUUCUACGAGUGGGAAUGCAAGCAGAGGAUGCGCGCCCGCGAGGAGCGGCACCGGCGCAAGCUGGAGGAGGACCGGCUGCGGCCACCCUCCCCGCCCGCCAUCAUGCACUACUCAGAGCACGAAGCUGCUCUGCUGGCAGAGAAGCUGAAAGAUGAUAGCAAGUUUUCUGAGGCUAUCACAGUGCUACUUUCCUGGAUUGAAAGAGGGGAAGUGAAUCGGCGUUCUGCAAACCAGUUCUAUUCCAUGGUGCAAUCGGCCAACAGCCACGUCCGCCGGCUAAUGAAUGAAAAAGCCACCCAUGAGCAGGAGAUGGAGGAAGCCAAGGAGAAUUUUAAGAAUGCCUUAACUGGAAUCCUCACUCAAUUUGAGCAGAUUGUGGCCGUUUUCAACGCUUCUACCAGACAAAAAGCUUGGGACCAUUUCUCGAAAGCUCAGCGCAAGAACAUAGACAUUUGGCGAAAGCAUUCUGAGGAGCUCCGGAAUGCUCAAAGUGAACAACUCAUGGGCAUCCGCCGUGAAGAAGAAAUGGAAAUGUCAGAUGAUGAGAAUUGUGACAGCCCCACUAAAAAAAUGAGAGUUGAUGAAUCAGCCCUGGCUGCUCAGGCCUACGCUCUGAAAGAGGAGAACGACAGUCUCCGUUGGCAGCUGGAUGCCUACAGGAAUGAGGUGGAGCUGCUGAAACAGGAAAAGGAACAGCUUUUCCGAACAGAAGAGAACCUCACCAAGGACCAGCAGCUCCAGUUCCUGCAGCAGACCAUGCAAGGCAUGCAGCAGCAAUUGCUGACCAUCCAGGAGGAGUUAAACAACAAAAAGUCAGAACUGGAACAAGCAAAGGAGGAGCAGUCACACACACAAGCAUUACUUAAAGUCCUCCAGGAGCAAUUAAAAGGUACCAAGGAAUUGGCUGAGACCAACGGCCACAGCCAUGAAGACACAAAUGAAAUCAAUGUGUUGACAGUUGCAUUAGUCAACCAAGACCGAGAGAACAAUAUUGAAAAAAGAAGUCAAGGCUUAAAAUCAGAAAAAGAAGCUCUACUUAUUGGCAUCAUAUCAACAUUUCUUCACGUCCAUCCUUUUGGAGCCAAUAUAGAGUAUCUCUGGUCAUACAUGCAACAGCUGGACUCCAAGAUAUCUGCAAAUGAAAUCGAAAUGCUUCUGAUGAGACUGCCACGCAUGUUUAAACAGGAGUUCACAGGCGUGGGAGCAACGCUGGAAAAAAGGUGGAAGUUGUGUGCCUUUGAAGGAAUUAAAACGACCUAACUAUGAAAAGGAAAACAAAGUCUCUGGAAAUGAAACCGUCUGAACCCGCCCGGGGCUGUGCAGUGUGAGCGCAGGAGGUUCAGGGUUGGUCCCGCGCGGACCUCGGUGGAGCCAGCAGAGCCUGACUAGUUCCAUCUCUGGCGUUCUCUUGUGAGUGGACAUGUAACUGUGUACCAGUUCCCUAAAACAAACAAAGCUUCAUACUGUGACAGAUCUGUUUCCUAUGAAACCCACACAAUGAUUCCACAGUCAUAAUGAUGGCAAAAUCUUAAAAUAUGCUACAUUUGAGAAUAGCUCACCAAGCAAAAUAUUUAAUGAUGCUGUAGCAAUGGUUGUUGCUAGGCUACAGAGUUGUGUAUAUAAUGUAUAGCUGAAAUCACUCAAUGACAUUUUCCUAAAAGUCUUUCUGUUUUAGUAAAAAAAAAAAGAAAAGAAAAAAAAAGUAAUUUUACAGUGAGGAGAAAUCAUACCAAAAGAAAACUUGAAUAUGUGUCUGAACAGUUAUUGUAUUUUAUAAAUUAAGUUAUGUGCUAUUCCAAGGACUUUUGCCUUAUUAAGGAGGCAGAAAAUGUGAUUGGACUCCUUGGGAAUGCUUUAUCAAGAAUAUUAUUUUUCUAAUGUAACAAUUCUCCAUCAUAAGUUCUUUUAACACAGACUGCAUAACAAUUUUCAUAAAAAGUAAAUAAAGGAAAAAACUAGUGCUACUGUCUUGUAUUUGGUAUGUAAUAUUCAGGUUUAUGCAUUAAAAUAAACAUUCAGUAAAUAUACCUGUUACAAAUUUUAUAGCAAAGACAUUAAUUUUUUUCAAUAAAUAUGACUUCUACCAUAUUGGUUUUGCAAAUUAUUGUUUGUUAUAUUUUAAUUCUUAAGAAAUUUUCACGUAUUCAGUCCCAUCUCAUAUCCCAUCAUUUUAAAAUGAUUAAAUGCAUGAGUGACAUUGAGACAAAACAUUAUUUAAAACAGGGCUACAUAAAAAGUGAGAAAUGGGAAGUACUAAGAA